AUGUUCAGACGCCGCGGGGCCCUAAGCUCUGGAAAGGGAGCCACCCUCCCUGGCCUGAGGGUCCCGGGCUGGGAGAGGGGCUGGAGUCAGGACAACCCGGAGCGGGUCACGCCAAGAAAAGCCUGCGAGGGGGUCCGGGGAUGGGCGGAGAAUCAGCGGGGCGCAGGCAGCUACCUGAGCGCCGGCGCCGCGGGAAAGGGGCGGGUUCACGCGGUGGUCUCUGGAGGUUUGAGGGAGGAAGGGGCCCCGUACGCACCUCCCCGGAGCGCCCCGCCGCCGCCUCCUGCUCGGCCCCCGCGUGGCGCCGUCCCCGGCUGCGGCCCUCGGAGCGACCCUGAAUGGUUUAAAGGGCCCGGAGGCCCCACCCCCAGCGCCCCGGGCCGAGCCGCGCCGCCCGCCGGGACUUGGAGUCCGCACCGCCCCCGCCCCGGCGCCGCAAACCGAGCCGGGAACUACAGUUCCCGAGUCCCCGCGCCCGCGUCAUGCUGGAACGGUGGGCGGUGCCCCGACUUGGGGGGGAACCUGGGCUCUGUGGGCGGCGGCGUGGGACCCCAGCCGAGGAGGAUCUGUUGCGGAGAUACCAAGAAGAUAACCCCGUCUUCCCUUCUCCUGUGGUGGAAGCUUCGGGAGGCGGGAAGCUCCGGGGUCUGCGCCUCCUUCCAGCUGCACCUGUGA
Rangifer tarandus platyrhynchus (Svalbard reindeer) is the source of this 675-nucleotide messenger RNA. Lineage: Eukaryota; Metazoa; Chordata; Mammalia; Artiodactyla; Cervidae. The record is from the annotation of a GenBank genome assembly.